Molecule: messenger RNA, 6134 nt
Organism: Cherax quadricarinatus
Lineage: Eukaryota; Metazoa; Arthropoda; Malacostraca; Decapoda; Parastacidae
Source: RefSeq, a predicted model, not a curated record
AGUGUUAAUCUCUUAGGAACCUCGCCUUGGCGUUAUAGAAGAACACAAUGAAGAAGCUACUCUUCGCGCAGAAGGACAACUUGAUCUUCAGUGCCCCCAGGACAGCACCACGCUGGCUAGCCUCGACCGUCCGGAAUUACGUUCCUAUAUUAACAACUGGUCUAAGGAAACAGCUGUUUGCCCCGCCAGCCUCUGGGCCUGGGGUCCAUACUUCAGUUUCAACUUGGAAAAGGAAGAUUUUGCUUAUCCGAAAACGGAACAGAUGGGGCUGAAGAAGGGAAAGGACACACAGAGGAAAGAGAAGACUGAAGAUGAAGAGAUGGAGACUAUGAGCAAGGCGCUAGCAGAUAUGUCAAGGCGGGAGCGUGGCAUGGCAGGGAGGGAAAGCUUGGUGCGUCAACAUCUGGUCCAUGUGGAGAACCGACUCUUCGAGAUGUUUGGGGACAAGGAGAAAAAUACCAUCGACAUCAGUAGGUUUCUCCUGGGGCUGACGGCAACCGGGAUGCGGCACUCUGAUCCUCGCCUGAAAGAGAUGAGAGAAAACCUAAAGAAGUUCCAGGAUAAGAUUGCAGCUUCAGAUCAUCAUGCUCUCAAUAUCAGCUAUGACACCUUCAUGAGCAUCAUCUCUGAUAACCUGGAGGUGAUAGUGAAAGCGUUCUCCUCAUCCUUCGUGAUCCCGGAUUUCCGCGGCUUCUGUCACCAUAUUGAAGAGAUCUAUGCCAAGUGCCUCACCAAUACAGACGGAAAGGCGGCGCACUACAUCCCACAGUUAGCUCGCGCUAACCCUGAUCACUGGGCAGUAUCAGUGUGCACUGUGGAUGGUCAGAGGUACUCCACAGGGGACGUCAACGUUCCCUUCACUCUCCAGUCAUGCAGCAAGCCCUUGACCUACGCUCUGGUGUCUACUAUGUACGGCACGGACCACAUGCACAACUUCGUCGGGAUGGAGCCGUCUGGUCGCUACUUCAAUGAGCUUUGCCUCGAUUAUAACAAUAAACCUCACAACCCUAUGAUCAACGCUGGUGCCAUCAUGACAGCUGCACUGCUCAAGCCUGAUCUAUCAGCUGCAGACCGCUUCGACUUUGUGUUUAACAUGUAUAAGCGACUUGGAGGCGGUGAGUACUUAGGCUUCAAUAACGCAGUCUUCCUGUCUGAGAAGGAGUGUGCAGACCGCAACUUUGCUCUGGCCUACUUCAUGAGAGAGAACAAGUGCUUCCCUGAGGGAACCCGUCUCCAUGAGACACUGGAUUUCUAUUUUCAGGUAUGUAGAACCUUCAUUCAGUUCAGCUCUGGCUGCCUGAGAAGACACACAUCAGAAGACGUGAAAUGGCAUCAAGAGGCUGUAGUUAUUCUCCAGAUGAAUUCUGCUACAUAUGUGGUUGGCCUGCCAUCUAAGUCUGGGGUAUCGGGUUGUGUGCUGUUGGUAGUGCCCAACACCAUGGGUAUCUGCCUCUGGUCACCUCCUCUGGACUCCAAUGGAAAUUCCUGCCGUGCUGUCCAGUUUUGUAUGGAACUGGUAUCUCGUUUCAAUUUCCACAACUUCGACAACCUGCGUGGUCACUUCACCUCCAAGUGUGACCCACGCAUGGCCAAGGCUGAGUCAAAGGCACAGAUUCUCUUUGACUUGCUCUUCUCUGCUGCUGCUGGGGAUCUCUCUGCUCUCAGAAGACACUCUCUCUCAGGAAGUGACAUGCAAGCCAAAGAUUAUGAUGGCAGAACAGCACUGCAUGUAGCUACGUCAGAGGGACACUUGAAUAUUGUCAAGUAUCUCCUAUACAACUGCCAGGUUUAUCCUCUGCCCAAGGAUCGAUGGGGGAGGACGCCCUUAGAUGAUGCCAGCAGCUUUGGUCAUCCCGACUGUGGCGAAGUGAUUAUUGAAUGUAGCAAGAAGAGAGGCAUCGAAAUUCCUCUUCCACUUUCUGAUGCCAAUGACUUUCAUGCAGAUUAAAUUGCUGGGCACUUUUGUAUAUGUGGUAUAACGAGAUAUAGUGAAGAAUAUAGCUUUAAUUAAGGUUUUGUUUCAUCUCACUGCUAUAAGUGAUUCACAAUUAACUCAACAAUUGUAGAUGAAAGUAUCUGUAGAGCAUGAGUUUAAUAGCGCUGGAAGUUUGUUCCAGACACGUGCCAUUAACAACAAAGAGAAGAUGCAAGUUAGAAAGAAAAAAAAGUGCCCCUCUAAAGGCGAAGAUGGAGAAUUACAGAAAUUCUCAAAAGCUACGGAUUUUUUAAAGAACGACACUGGCUAUGGAAAUGGAAAAACAUUAGGCUCAAACUGAAUGCAUUGUACAGAACCCACGAGAGACAGGGAAAAUAAAAAGCAUAAAUAAAAUUUAAAGAAAUCCUAAAUACUACUUCUCAUGUAAAAUCCAUGGCAAAAGGCACAUUCAGCAUCUGACCCUCGCUUAAAGGUGGAACCUACAUUGAUGACAAUAAACAAAUGCGGGAAAUACUGAAGUUACUGUGCCUCUCUGUGCUCAGUGACCCACUAAUCAGUAUAAAGAUAGACAAUCCAAAUGAGGGUUUUCAUGGAUGAGACUCAAAACCCCGCUGACAUCUCCAUAAUGUCUGAUAUAACCCUAGCCCCAGUUGACUUGAAAAAGUCAUCAAUUCCAUGCCCCUGCACUGCCCCAGGCCCUGACUCACGAAACUGCAUAUUCAUCAAGAAUUGCAAGAAACCACUGUCUGGUGCCUUGACUGUUCUAUGGAGUAGGAGCCUGGAUACAGGAAUCAUCCCAGUCCCUAAAAAAAACAAUGACAUAGCCCCACCCUAUGAAGCUAAUAUCUCACAGUAUCAAAAUCUUUGAGAGAGUUUUAGGCAAGAUUGCUAAUCACAUGGAAUGUCAACAACGGCACAGCCCAGGGCAACAUGGGCUCAGAACAGGUCGCUCCUGCAUCUUGCAAUUGCUUGACUAUUAUGACAUGGUCUUGGUUGCAGUGGAAGACAGAUUGCGGAUUUAGUGUACACUGACUUUGCAAAAGCCUGUAACAAGUGCGACCAUGAUAAAAUAGCCCACAAAAUCGUGCAAAAGCAUUAACUAGGAAAGUGGGCAAAUAGGUAUUUAAUUUUCUAAUGAAUAGUAAUAGUAGUAGUAAACGGAGUGAAAUCAGAGGUUGCCAUAGUGAAAAUUUCUGUUCCCAAAGGCACGGUACUGGCUCGUGUUCUCAUUCUCAUAUCCGUCAUAAAGACAUGGCAUCUUAUCAUCUUUUGAAGAUGAUACUAGAAUCUGUAUGAGAGUGGCAUCCAGUGAGGACAUAGCAAGCCUCCAAGCUGAUAUAAACAAAGCCUGCCAGUGGGCCACUCAUAACAAUAUGAUGCUUUGAAAGAUUGAGGAUGUAUAGACUGGAACACAAUCUCUCAAGAGAGCAUGAGACUUGAGAGACUUGGGAGUGUCACUAUCAAAACAGCAAGGAAAAUUAUCUGCUAGAUAGCCAAGAGUUUUCAAGACACGAGAUGCCAAGCCAAUGAUGAUACUCUUCACUUGUUUUCUCUAGGUGAGGCCUGGUCUGGGGCUGGGCUGUGAGGGCGUUAACCCUGGGAACACACUUCAGGUAGACGACGUUUCGGUUCAUCCUGUUAUAAAGCUCAGGACGGACCUAAACAUCUAGUUUCAGCUCCGUAUUGAGGGUUAUGUAUUGUUCGAUCAUUGUAGCUAUUGUUCUUUUGUCAGUGACUGUAAUUAAGGUAUCUUGUAUUACUGUUCAUGGCCCGGUGUCAUGGAAUUUUUUAAACGUUCAUAAUUUAUAUAGGCAUUCCUGUACAUUUAUAUAAUCUGAAAAAAAAAAAAUCUCUUAGUCUGUAAUGUUGAAUUAUGAAGAUGGAAGUGAGAAACAAAGAGUGUAGUAUUACAAUGUUUAAGAUGAUACUGGAAGUGUGUGGCAAGGAUUGUAGUAUUACAGAAUGUUUUUGAUGAUAAUGGAAGUGUGGCAAGGAUUGUAGUAUUACAGAAUGUUUUCUGUGAUAUUUAUUAUUACACAUCAGUUUCCCACCAAGGCUGGGUGACUCACAGGACACUGAAAGCACGUUCACUGUCACUCAUUCCGUAGCUGUCUCUCAUUAUAUUAAUAAGGAAGUGCUAAACUUUUAGCGCCUGGAGUUUGAGGUAAUCAGGUUUGAUCCAAGGAAUAGGAAGGUAGCUCCAGUUUUUUGGAUCAAGAGCCUUUCACCAGCUUGAAGACACUAGUAGUGUUCCUGUGUUGUAGGCUAAGUGACUUUGGCUGUCUAUGGAAGCCUGACUACUGGGCAAGUUAAGUAGUGAUCUCUCUCCCGUUAAUGGAUAACGGGACUUUGGCUUGUCACUGUACAUUUGUUGGCCUGCUUCAUCUCUACUUUGCCUCUAAUGAAUUGUUUUACAGGCUUUUCUGUUGUGUACCAUUAUGUCUUCCUCAUCCCUUCUUACAACGUUUCUUUAGUCUUUUUUUUUUCACUGAUACCUAAUACCUGUCUGUUCAUUAAUGCCUUAACACUGUAAUAUAUUCUGCAAGAAUAUCAUAACUCCAGGCACUGGCUUGGAGUUUUAAGACUCGCUCGCCAUGGGUUCAAACUCCAUCCAUCCCGUGGUUUGUUUGCAGCCGUGUUAUUAGGAUUUCGUGAGUCAAGAAUAUUAAUUUUUAAAAGGGUGAGCCAGGAGAAGGCCUCAGCCAGACGACCAAAAGCUUCAGUGGUGGGUCAUCAUAGGACUAAGACCCGCGUCAGGAAACACUUGUCCUGUUUCCUGGUGAAUCUUACCUAACCUAACCUAACUAAUGCAUUAGACUCACCAUCAUGUUGAAUUCUUCAGCAAAUACAGUGGGGUAUGCUAUAACGAGUCUAAUUGAUUCUAGAACCUCGUUCGUUAUAGAAUAAUCCGUUCCAGGCCCCCAAAUACAGCCCCUUAAUGUAAAAUAUAAUUUAAAAUUUCAGGAGUAUAAAUGUGCAUUUAAACUCCUGAAAUAAAGAAUAUCAUUAAUGCUUGUAAUAAAAAAAUUAGUACAAAGACUAAUAAAAAAUACUGUACUUGAUCCUAGCUCAGUGUUGUUGAGGAUGCAGGACAGGAAACAGGAUGAGAGAAUUACUGAGAAGAGAUGGAAGGAGUGGAGUCAUCCUUCUUAGUCUAUCCUACACCCAGUUCUUCUCAACCAUCUUUUUAAUUUUUUUAAUAUUUUCAGUUUUAUAGGGAAAACCGUUCGUUAUGUAAAUAUUCGUUAUAUAAACCGUUCGUUAUAGCAUACGCCACUGAACUGAUUAAACAGAUGACCUCAUCCCCCGUCCCUCUCAGACUCUCCACUCCUUUCAUAGAUGGAGAGUUCACAAAUGACCUGCACAUAGAAAAACUUGUGACGACGCUUCGGUCCUACUUGGACCGAAAUGUCGUCACAAGAAACGUGACCAAAUAUAGAUACAGGUACAGUGAUAUAAGAAUUUUAAAGAUGUAUCUAUGCAUUUAUACCCAUUAGUCAUCCUAUUUCAUGACAAGGACAGUUAAGCAUGCAACACAGGUACAUUUAUGCAGACUUUAGUGUUUAAAUAUAUUUUUAAUUAUAUAUUCCCAUAGAGUAAGUUCUAUAGUACAAGAUAAUUUAGCAAUAAUAAAGUUACUAUUUUUUGCUGUAGUAUUUUUAAAUAUUUGUGUAAAUCUUUUCCGUCAUCCAUGUUGCUGCAACGUAGUAUUAAUAUAUAAGUAAAAUUGACGCUUUUAAAGAGAUUAGAGAUUACAUAAGCUAAGAAAAUUAAUUUAAAACCAAUACUAUCCAGUCUGUAUUUGACUUAAUGAGAGAACAACAUGGAUAUGGUUAAGUUGUGCCCAUCAUGCAUUUCAUUUUUUUUUGUGUUGUUGGCGUUCUUGCAUUAUGUAACAUGUGAUAUGUUAUGUCUUCCGAGGGAUAUAACUGAUUUAGUACCUGUUGUUGAAGUUUUGUUAUCAAGGAGACAGUGUCUGGAUAGCAGCAGUUUUAUUAUUGAAUUUAUCGGUGAAAAAGUUUACAAUACACUGUUAUAUAUUUUGUAUUGUCACGUAAUACUAUUGUAUACCAGAAAACAUAUCAAGGGAAAUUAUUUGUUUGUGCUUCAGACUACUGGGAAUUGUUAUAGAGUAAUGUUACAGUUAUUAUAUGUAUAAGCAAAAGUUUUUGAAUAAAUUAUACACUUUGUAUCCGAA